AUGACGGCCACAGGUGAAGUGAGUUUCUGAUUAGUGACCGCUUAUUUUUACGCGAACGGUGGACUUAAGUAUACCCGUUCUCUUUUGUCGGGAGACAGUUGUGGUUAGGAUAUCUCGCGCCUCAAUUAUUCACAAAUGUAGUGCCCGAGCCCUCUGCUCUCCAGUCUGCAGUAGUUCGUCUGUAUUGCAGCUGGUGCUUAGGUCCACUCUGUCGUCAACCUCCGCAGCACCUGCAGAUUUUGCUGCCAUGAUGGAAGUCAAAUCCAGCAAGGGUGGUUUCAUAUCCAUAAGCAGUUUAUUGUCCUAUACACAACCGAUAAUACCUUGCGGUUUAGAUCCGUCACAGAGAGUUCACUAGUGCUCACUAUCGGGGUUGCGGAAUGAUGGAACCAAGGGAGGGGGACGCUAUUUUGACAGGCCUAUUCACUCGGGCGUCUGUACAUGGUGGUAUCCCCACUUCAACAGCCUUAGGUCACUUAUAUGUGAAAUUAUGUCAUAGUCUUCUACAAUGCCCUUCCUGUAGGGCAUCCUUGUGCGUUUUUGCGCACCCUCCUGUGGGCUUAUUUCCCCCCUCUUGCGUACUACGGAGAGAAUAUAUUGAACUUCCGAUCGCCUGAAAAGUGGUUAUGUAGAUUACAAUUGCUGUCUAUUCCAUUCAUCCUUGUCUAAAUGGUUUCUAUUAUAGCUGAAAAUAUUCCUUUAUCCAGCGGCAAAUUAAGCCAAUCUAUGUAUGCUCAGUUCUAAUGCCCGCAGUUUCACAGUCGAUCCAAUAUCUGUAGUCUCCGCCGACUUUUAACUGCGCUGCCAACUGCAUGGUUUUAUUUUUUUCGCCAUUAUCUUGAAAUUAUUGUUUAAAAAGCCCAUUCCUAACUUAAAAGUAAUUCUUUCGAUCUUCGUGUUCAAAGGCUCACUGUGUUUCAAACGUGCUCACACUUUGUUUUUUUCCCCUAUCACAUAAGGUCCAACAGUAAGAAUGUUAUUAAAUGACUUGUGGACGUGGGUAAUGUCAAGGGACGCUUUGGUUUUACCCUCGUUCACUGCAUAUUUAUCCCCACGGAACAUUUCCACAAGGUUGCUAUAACAGAUCAGUUUGUCUUACGUUUUUUUCCUAAAAGGGCAUUUACUUUUCAAUUUAGGCCACGAAGAACACAGUCGUUGUAUUGCCUUCCUUUCUAUUGGCAUCGCCAGGGCGUAAAACAGUUUCUCUUGGGAAAAGAACUAGUACCCGCGAAAGAGUCCGAAAAUGCCAGUGGUCUUGCGUGUCGACAUUAUUUUACUAUGGCUCCUCUGGUGUGCUGUCGGUACGGGCUGCGUCAUCUUCAACAAGUCUCUCCUUUUGAUCUUCCCACAUCCGCUGACGUCUAGUCUUGGCCAGUUGUUACACACCUUUACAUUUUCAUGGAUUUCAUUGCGUUUUAUCCAAGAAACAAAGAAGUUUGAGCUUAGUAGCCUACCGUACCUUCUUCUGGUAUCUCUGGGUCUCACUAAUAUAUUGUCGAUCGGAUGCAUGCAUGUUAGCGUCCAUUUGCUCUCUGCCGCGUAUGCCCACGUAGGUAAGUAAUUUCAUCGUAGAUGAUUUAUCUCUUUUCUAGUGAAGUCUUUAAUGCCGGUAUUCGUUGUCCUAUUUUCUCUUCUACUUGGACAGAGAUUCCCUUUGAAGGUGAGUGCCGUUAUUUGGCGUUUCUUUUGACACGGAUAUCGUGACAUGAAUAUUUUCGGUUGAUUUGAUCUGAAGAACUCUUUUUGCAUGCAUUAAGGCAUUAGUUUGUAUUUAAAGGCACAUUUCGUCAUCUGUUUUUCAUGCAUUUCUUGCCUACUUUCCCUUCUCAUAAAAGCAAGCGUACCAGCUGACUCUUGUAAGGAUGGAUGUUUGUGGCAUUGCUUGCUGUUUAAAUGAGAUGGUUCAUGCCAAUACAAGCACAAUUUAAUCGGAUGUGCCUCUUAGAUCAUUGAUGCUGCACGAAGUCAUUUUAACCGAUAAGCUUCGUAUGAACCGCCAAAGCAUUGCCCUGGAACGGCCAACCAGCGCGUUAAUUGACCUGAAGUGGCCGCCCCACCGCAACGCGAGUCUACGUACGUCCCCCCCAUACUAAUUAGAUAGGACUACACGCUGCCUCGCCGACCGGGGAAGCACGCUGGUUACCUUCAUACAAUUUGCCUGUCAGGACGGCCACAAAACGUUGGUCGGUCAAGUGCCAGUUUAUUUUAACUUUACAUUAAGGUGAAUGCCAAUCUUGCAUGCAUAAACUAACACGCGGUAUAAUGCGUCGCAUUCAAUAAGACAAAUAGGACCUUUCGUAUAUCCUAUUCCGACAUGAUCUGAUAGCCCAUAAAGCGCAUCCAUGCCAACCGAGAAAGCCUAGUGAAUAGUCGACUGGCCAGAUUUGGACUACGACAUCCGACGGACUCGAGACAUGUUCUUGCUCUGGACACAAGCUGACAUAUCGUAGAUUCUAACUGGUUCUUCGAACUCUACGAAGACUAGCAUUACUUCGGAGUGGGGUUAUGGGGACCUUCGCGUAAAUUCUAUUACGGCAAGAAGACGUGCGCCUCAUUGAUCGCAUUCUCCCUUCCCGUUCCUCGUGUGUCCCAAUAAAAGGAGCAGUUUCUGUCGACUUGUGACCUCAGUAGGCGCAGCGGCUGGUCAGUCAUUUGAUUCCACUUUUUUUGACACACACAAGCCUGAUCAGAAGAAGAAGCGAUCGCUGGAACAAUGGCUUUAUUCGCCUGACGUUUCGGAUUCUCUCUUGAAUCCAUCAUUAGAGACAGUUGCAGAAAAGGGUGGCUCGUGUACAGGAAGUCGCAGUAUUUAUAGGAUGCGGUUGCCAUGCUACCGCAUACCUACAGCAAUUAACCGUGCUCCCUUCAUCGAGGAUUGUUGCCCGCUGGUGCGCUAGUUGCUUGAUGGCCGGCAUGCAAGUUGUUAAUUGUGGACACCUCAUCACCCGUGUUGGAUGCUGGCGUGAUGAUUGCUCGGCCAUCUGGCUCACCGGCUUGCGCGCUCCUCGAGUGGUCAAUUGCAUUGACCAGUCUAUGCCUCAGCACAGAAUAUGGAGUGGGAAUGUCGUUGCACUUGUUGGUAGACUGAGGUCCCGUGAACCAUGACUCAAGCAACUCGCGGCUCAUGCGAUUAUCCCCUCUCGCGAGAAUUUCGACCUUAUCUAACUUGAAUGUGUUGCCGGGUCUCGUCGAAUGGGCCGCGACCUGAGAGUUGGCGUCAUUUCUCCGUACAGCUGCCACGUGUUCGGCAAUUCGCGUCCGGAGCAGUCUUCCAGUUUCUCCGACGUAGUUGCUUUGUCCGAAACUGCACCAGAUCCGGUAAACGACUCCAGAUGUUUCUUGCCGUAGCAGUGAGUCUUUUGGUCUCAUCACUUGACGCCUCAUGGUGGCCUUCGGUCUGUGCGCAACUCCAACCCCAAGUGAUGCAAGAAGGCGACUAACGGCCUCGGAGACGUUCUUGAUGUACGUUCUUGAUGAUGUACACAAGCCUCUCAGCCGACACUGACGCUCAUUCAAAAGGUCACGCUAGCCAUCCCGUUGAUAAUCUGCUAAUCCGUGACUUUUGGGGCUGCUUGCGCCAGCGGAGUCACGAUGACUCGAUAGUUGUAAACAGCGAGGUCCAUUACUGUCGUCAGAAUGUAGCGGUGAUUUACUCGUUAAUCUGUUUAUAGUAAAGCAGACUUGCAUUACAUCUGGUCCACUCAAUUCCUCCCACGUCAACUAUUUCCUAUUGACAAAACAGUGUCUAGACAACCGGAGCUAGACUCGAGCUCAUUGGUUGACAAAACUACCUGACCCGCCCUACGCAUGCAACACAGCCUGGUUCAUUACUCUACCUGAACCGGGCUUCAAUUAAGCCCGGUGGGGGUUCUCAGUACGUGCUGUUUCAUCAACUGUUUGCCUGGUGCAUGCCAGUGAACGCUCUCAACAGCACUAUAUGCGAGAGAGGGUUUCCAGAAGUCAACCUACGUGAAAGUUCCGGCAUAAACUUACAGAAUUCUCGCGUUACAUGCUCUUUUUAUGCAAAAGUUUCAUCCAAAGAUCAUCUUGGGGGCAUUCCAUGAUGUCGUAGUGGGUGUUCUUCUUUGGAGUUGCGGAAAUUCCCAUGGAAGUAGUCUGAAGACCAGUUGGCGAUCAUAAGUGUGUUCUCGAUAAAUUUUCGCGGGGCCCGUGCAUUUAUAUGGGAACACGAUGCAAGUAAAACAUGUGAGAGAUUAGAGGAGUAUAUUACGGUUAGUCUUCGUACUACAGGGGUGUAAGAAGAGGGGGAGAGGGGAAUAAGAUACAGUGAAUCAGGCGGUAGGGGGGGUUAGGGGGAUGGGGGAGGGCGCGGAGGUGUGCAUGCAACUAACCAACCUUUGGUCACAGUAGGCGUGGAGUUUCUGCCAGGUUCUCCUGUGCACAGAAGAUUAACUUUUGUAACCCGAGUGGUACUGUUUGUGCUUUUAGUUUUGCCUUUUCACAACCAUGCCGUGGGAGGGGGGUGUUCUCGUACCCUUUUGGACAGGCGCCUACUCCUCCGACCUACCACCCGGUUGACAGCACAUUGCGGAGGACCUGGAGGCCAGCGGUGCGGCUUGAAGCAUUAAACUGCGCCAGGUCGAACUUACUCUUCAUGUUCUUCAUGCAAGACUGCUUAAAGCUACUUGGUGAUAAGUGGGGACCCAGUGACCGACUCAGUGUUCUGCUUUCCAGUCUAUAAUUUACCGAGCACUUUCCGAUCACGCAACCACCACUACACCGGUUCCACUCAGGGCUUAUCCGAUAAAAUAGUUUGGCCUUUCCUCCCAUUUCGAAGCAGCAUGCAGUCUGAUGACUCUAUACUUCGUCCUGACGCAUCCUUCCAUCGCCUGAAUUACUCCUGUACCAAGUGAAGUUCUCAGUUUUUGCGGUAUUUUAGACCUAUGGCGCUCUGACAAUGAUAAUAACCGGUGUUGCGAUCACUUCUCGCGGUGAGGCCUCGUUCAAUGGCUUGGGUCUCGCAGCUGCCCUCGGCUCGACCAUAGCUGGUGCGGCAUACGGAUUUAUCAUGAAAAAGGCAAGUGUAUUCAAAAUUACUCGGAAAUUAAUUUUUUUUUUCGAAUCUGACGAUGCCGGUAAUUUGGGUCGUAAAAUCGAAAGUAGUUGUACUUUUUUGGCAAAUAAAUACAAAAGACGAUAUUUAUGUGCAUGCUUUCUAUGAAUUAUGUUCUGAUUUAUAAGGGCACUGAAAAUCCGUGAGAAUGCGUAUUACUUAAGCUUUAUUUUUGGUAGUGCGUCUUUUUUCAAACAACCACAUGGGCACACAUUCAAGGCCUGACAUCGUGGCCUGACAGAAAUAUCUUAGGACGAUGGCACAUGUUAACAAACAUUGCAAAUCCACUUCAGUUAAUCCUUCCUGCCGAAAUCACCUUUCAUAACUUCAGCUAAUAUUUGACGACUUCCGUCACCUAUCGUAUUUGUAUGGUGGUUCAUCAAUAUUUUAUAUUGGCCUAUUAAAUUUGAAAGCAGAUUGCGUUUAAUAUAACCACUGUCUUUUCAGUGAAACACGGUUUAAUUACAUGUGCACCACUACUGAAUGGCUGCUUUUUUGCAGGCGUUAAUCAUCACGGAGUUGCACGAAUUUCAAAUGCUGACGCUGAUCUCCGGUCUCAGUUUGAUCCUGCUGUUACCGGUCUGGCUAGUAGUCGAUUUCAGGCAGAUUCUUCUGCCAACCCGUGACUCGGUAGGUUCAAUUUGACCCUGAACAGUCUACUUUAAGUACUCUUUGUGUAGCAGCUAAAGCAAUGGGUGCCUCUUAGCCCUUAUAACUCCAGACGAAGUCCUGUUUAAAGACAAAUGGAUCCCAAAAGUACAGUUGAGAUAAGCAGCGCGGGACGCGCGUCUACGCGCCGAGCCAGCCACGCACACCUUUCGGCAAGUCAGAGGGCACGUCUGCGUCUACCGGAGUCAGUCGGUCGCGCACAAGUACCUCUGAUUGGUUGGCUAUAAGGAUGAGCAAGUGCAGUCGACUUAACACUGAGCGUCUGUGUCAGUAGAAUGUUGCAUGGACCGUCACAUUCAACCAUGCCGAAAAGAGGCACCGACUCUCCCAGUGUCUCAGCUGACGUCUGAGAUGGAUGCAGAGCUCCAGUCUAGCAUUGUUUUGCAUGUCCAUGGCUGGGCGGCUAUUGCCGUUGUUAUUGAACUUAAAAUUGCCCCUCCUCACGCCACCGGUGCUUCCCGAGUCUAGCCAGACCGUGCCGAUCACGGACCCGCUGUUGCCCAAAUACAGUCAGGGUUUGGUUCACCGUAUAACAUUUGCGUGGCUCGCCUCGAUGUAGGUACGACUUCCCGCGGUUCUUGAAUUCGUAUCUGAACACCUUCACUCCUACGGCGUUCUGGCUUCAGGGUUUGACCGGACGACAGGAGAAGUCAUUAUUGAACAGCGGACAACACUUGUUAUGCCAUACUGCCCCCACUGCACUGAUUUAUCUGGUCGGUGUCCAACCACUGCUGUCUGGUUCGUGACUUCUUCCUCGUCAGACCUGUCUCUUCCACAGUUAGCCUCCUUUGAGGGUUGUUCCACUAUCUGCCACGUGUGGACGCACCGCGCGGCCUACUGCAGCUAGGCUGAUGGACGAGCCCCGUCUUCCGAGGGGGUUUCGGAUGGCUGAGAGGAGUGGGGGUGACAGUAUCUUACGGCGAACACGGGACGACAUGAAAUUUUGAAUGGAGGAGAUUGUUGAAUCUGGGCUGUACUGCUGGCAAUGACAAAGUAUGUUCUCAGAUUAAACCAUACGUCGUGAAUGUUAUGUCCCUAACUAUGACGACCUCAGUGAACAAAAAGUCUGACAUUUCGGUCAUCACAAACGAUGCUGUCCACCUUGUGCCCCACAGCACGGCGAACACAAUGAAUUAGUUUAUGGUGUUAGUGGACUGGGGCUGAAUCUGCCGCAGUCUCUCACCCUCUUGGACCCUGUGUCAAGACAAAGGCAAGAGGCGAGAACGGGUGCGGCGUGAGCCUGGGCCUAGACGUGCCACUCCUUCGCCAUGCAUGGCAUUUGUACUGGGUGCGCGCAACCCUGGUGUAGCCCUCAUGUUGUUCUAGCGCUAUUUCAGUGUGUUACGUCUUCCGAGUAUUCGUAGCACUCGCUCUCACACACGACAGUUUGACCGUCGAUUUCGACGAUGUCCACCGUGUGCCCCACAGACUGCAUUGUGAAGCAGGGACGGUGACUUGCGCAGGGGUUUAUAGUGCCAGUAGACUUACGCUGCAUCUACCUACACUCUCUCCUCCUCCCCGCCCGAGCCCGGUGUCAAGACCAAGUCAAGAAGACCGGAGACGGGGGAGGCCGCAGGUGGAUGGCUCGGACGGAUCCUCGCCUUGGCUCUCCACUCCGCACCCCCUGGUCCACACACAAAUGACCAGGAUUUGACCACAAAACAAUGGGGUGGUGACAGUGGUCCAGCUGUGCGACGAAUGCCGACACCAGGGUCCGCCAGCGCACCCCGCAAAUGUUUGCCAUUUGUUAUUACUCACAGAUAACGCCUGCCAGAGUCCGAUGUGGCCCCCGUUUUGGUCCAGCGCAUCUAACAGGUUACCCGUUUAGAGGGCACGCUCACACACACGGCAGUUCGACCGUCGAUUUCGACGAUGUCCACCGUAUGCCCCACACCAGGUGGGAGCAGGGACGGUGACUUGCGCAGGGGUUUAUAGUGCCGGUAGACUUGCGCUGCAUCUACCUACACUCUCUCCUCCUCCCCCGCCUGGGUCCGGUGUCAAGACAGAGUCAAGAAGACCGGAGACGGGGAGGCCGCAGGUGGAUGGCUCGGACGGAUCCUCACCUUGGCGUUCCACCACACCCCCUGGUCCACACAACAAUAACCAGGAUUUCAACCAACACAACAGAGAUUUGGAGGCUGGCACGGCCGAAGCCGCACCUGGGCGUGCCGCCAACGCCUGGCUCGGAUCCCACACUGUGGUAGGAGUGCCAUAA
Molecule: messenger RNA, 7958 nt
Organism: Spirometra erinaceieuropaei
Lineage: Eukaryota; Metazoa; Platyhelminthes; Cestoda; Diphyllobothriidea; Diphyllobothriidae
Source: the annotation of a GenBank genome assembly